UUUUUUUAGUAGAUGAGAUAUCGAACCUUUCUUUUUUUUUUUUUUUUCAUGAGAAGAGCUACAGAAUUUUUUUUUUCAACUUGAUUAAUAACGAAUCUUGGGAUUACCUUAUAGUUCAAAUAUGACUGAAGAAAGACUACCAGUGAGGAAAGUCAAGGUGACUGCGUUAUGUGAGCUCUGUCAUGGCCGUAAAGCAGUUAUGAAGAGACCCAAAAACUUACAAAAAUUAUGUAAGGAAUGUUUUUACAAUGUUUUUGAAACAGAGAUUCAUAAUACUAUAACGGAUGCUGAGUUGUUUAAACCAGGGGAUGUUGUUGCUAUUGGUGCGUCUGGUGGUAAGGACUCUACUGUUUUGGCAUCGGUAUUGAAGACAUUGAACGAAAGAUAUAAUUACCAACUCAAGUUAGUAUUACUAUCUAUUGAUGAAGGGAUCAAAGGUUAUAGGGAUGAUUCAUUGGCUACAGUUAAAAGAAACCAAGCUCAAUAUGAGAUGCCAUUAGAAAUUGUUUCAUAUAAAGAUUUAUAUAACUGGUCUAUGGACGAAAUCGUUGCGUGUGCUGGGAUGAGAUCAUCAUGUACAUAUUGUGGUGUUUUGAGAAGACAAGCUUUAGAUAGAGGAGCUGCUAAAUUGGGUAUUAAUCAUAUUGUGACUGGUCAUAAUGCUGAUGAUGUAGCCGAAACGGUGUUGAUGAAUAUUCUCAGAGGUGACACUGCAAGAUUAGAAAAAUCAACUACUAUAGUUACUCAAUCAACUGGAUCACCAAUUAGAAGAUCAAAGCCAUUCAAAUAUACAUACCAAAAGGAAAUUGUUCUCUACGCCCAUUAUAAGAAACUAGAUUAUUUCUCAACUGAAUGUACAUAUGCUCCUGAAGCAUUCAGAGGUACUACUAGAGAAUUAUUGAAGUCUUUAGAAGCAAUCAGACCUUCAUGUAUCAUGGAUAUCAUUUACAGUGGUGAACAUUUAACAUUGAAACCUAAGAAAAAGAAGGUCACUCCUAAAUACAAAAAUCAAAAGAAAGUUAAUGAUGAAGUUGAAGUUAAUGCUGAUGGCUCAGUUUCAUUAAAUAAAGAAUUUAAAGAUGGUAAUAGAUGUGAAAAAUGUGGUUACUUAUCGUCUAAUAAAAUUUGCAAAGCAUGUAUGUUAUUAGCGGGAUUAGAAAUGAAUAGAGCCAAAGUUUCAAUUGAAAACAAUGCAUCUAUUGAUGGGGCAGCAAAAUUAUCGAAAACUUUAGAACAAUUGAGUUUUUAAUACUUAUUUAUUUAAUACUAAUAGACAUGAACUAAGGAAGCUUAGUAACUGGGAAUACUAAAGUUUCAAUUGUUACAAUAUUUUAUCAUCUUGUAAGACUUUAAUCAGGCAAUGCCAAAGCUUCAGCAUAUUGUUCGGAGACUU
Molecule: messenger RNA, 1393 nt
Organism: Hyphopichia burtonii NRRL Y-1933
Lineage: Eukaryota; Fungi; Ascomycota; Pichiomycetes; Serinales; Debaryomycetaceae
Exons: 1
Coding region: 122-1249 (375 amino acids)
Biological process (GO): tRNA wobble position uridine thiolation
Cellular component (GO): mitochondrion; cytosolic tRNA wobble base thiouridylase complex
Molecular function (GO): tRNA binding
Source: RefSeq, a predicted model, not a curated record